Molecule: messenger RNA, 3198 nt
Organism: Alosa sapidissima (American shad)
Lineage: Eukaryota; Metazoa; Chordata; Actinopteri; Clupeiformes; Clupeidae
Product: protein mono-ADP-ribosyltransferase PARP14-like
Exons: 9
Coding region: 1586-3115 (509 amino acids)
Biological process (GO): negative regulation of gene expression
Cellular component (GO): cytoplasm; nucleus
Molecular function (GO): NAD+ poly-ADP-ribosyltransferase activity; transcription corepressor activity
Source: RefSeq, a predicted model, not a curated record
GGGAUUAAUAAAGUAUCUAUCUAUCUAUCUUAUAAAUCUCUUUAUUCAGUGAUGUAUCUUCUCAACAAGAGGAGGUUGCAUGGAGCAGUGUUAACUGUUAACAUUGUGUUGGUCAAAAACAUUAUCUAACUGAUUUUUAAGUGUCACGAGAGUGAUAUUUCUCAUUGAAGGAUUUCAUAUUAACACAUGGAGAAAGGUGGUGGGUUGGUCUAACAGACUCUGAGAAGGAGGGCACCUGGUUCUGGGUGGACAACACACCCUUUACUAAAGAGGGGUCUGUGCCGUGGGCACACAAGCAGCCAGAUAACCACUUAGGCCCAGGGGGAGAUCCAGUGAAUGGCGAGGACUGUGGUUUACUGCAGUCGUCUGGGCUGAAUGACGUGGCGUGCCGUAAAACGUUUAAAAGCACCUGUCAGAGUCAGAGCUGGUGUGAUACUGGCACUCGCCAUAUCUUUGAGAAAUAAACCAAAAUAUUGAGAAUCACAUGAUUGUACAUUCAGUAAAUGGGUACUGUAUACUCUUGUAGGCUAAUAAGCCUGAGCUUUUAUGCUGGAGAGGUCAAGAUGAAGAUGCCCGAGAAGCUUUAAUACACAGUAACAAGUCAAGUCAAGUUUAUUCAUGUAGCGCAUUUCAUACACAUCCAGUUGUGUGAACAUCCAGUUGUAUGUCCUCAACACCUUCAAAGUUUAUUGCAGGAGUCACCCAGUAUGUUUAUCAGAAGGGUUGACCUUUGCACAUACAGUGUUUUCAGACACUGGGACCUGGUGACCUUCUCAAACAGGGCCGGCCAGAGGCAUAAGCGAACUAAGCGGCUGCUUGGGGCCCCCAAUCGAGUUUCUUUUUUUUUUUUUUUUACAUAAUAAAUAACGUAAACAAGUGACAUCAAUGAAUGAAUAAAUGAAAAUGGAAGGUAAGCGUUAGUUCUGUCAGGAAGACUUAAUUGGUCACACAUCAUUCAUUACUUCCGUCCAAACACCUGUCUGCAUCAGUCUUUAUAAUGACAUGACUUUGCACCUGCAUGUUGAUUUCAGGUGCCGAUUUUCGAUGUUCCGUAUCCAUGCAUGGGUAGCUAGUCAUUCACUUCAAAACUUUAACUUGUGAUUCAGUCACAGAUCUUACCUUACGUUCGCUUUCAACUGUUUUGGAUGCAUCACCAAAGUCUCGGGGUUCCAUUAAUGUAGGAGGAUAUAUCUCUCGUAGCCUAAACGUCAGAGAGUAGGUAGGGCGAAUUGUUGCCACUUGUUUGGGUUGAACGCUUGGUCUUAUCAACGGAAAGAAACAGCUUUUGAAGGUUUCUCUUUUUUACCCUAGUCUCGUUAAGAUCCUAGUUGCUUAAUGAUAUUUACAUUCCUAUCGCUAACAAUGCAAUUGGUCGCUAAACCUUUAUCUGGUACGUGGAGACAUCACCAAUGAGACUACAGAUGCCAUAGUAAACACCACGGACUUUAACAACUUCGAUUCAGCUGUUUGUAAGAGCAUACUUUCUGUGGCGGGACCAAAAGUCAAAAAAGCUCUGAAAUCUGCUCAGGUCAACAGAGGUAAGAUCUUCACAUCACAGCCUGGCAAGUUCCCCUGCAAGGCCAUCAUGCAUGUGUGUGGAGAAAAUGACCCAGAGUUGGUUCAGGAUCUGACCAGGGACAUCCUCCUCCAUUGUGAGAGCAAAGGAUACCAAUCAGUUGCCAUUCCUGCUAUAUGUGCUGCUGCGGGAGUGGACCCAUGUAUAGUGGCAGAUGCAAUCUUCAGUGGGAUAGUGGCCGCAGUAUCCAGUUGCUCCUUCCAGCACCUUGUAACUGUCCGCCUCGUUCUGUUCAGCAUGCCGGUCUUCCAGCAGUUUCAAGCCGCUGCUGACACCAUGUUUUGGACACCCAUUAGACUAAAAACCACUACUCCACUAAGAGCAUCCACAGCUCCAGCUCAAACGACUCAACCUGGGUCACUGUACCCAGACCUGAGCUCCCUACUGCCUUCAUCCCUCAUCCCAGCUGUCCCUCCUUCAGCCACCUUUAUAAUCUUAGGCACAUCUGUGCAGGAUGUGUCCAGUGUCUGUGCUGGUCUGCAGCAGGCCUACACAUCCCACUGCUCCCAGCAAACCCUGGCCCCAGAGGAGCUGGCUGGGCUCUCCCAUGCAGAGCUGCAGGAUCUGGUCGGCAGAGUGAACAGCCUCGGGGUGCAGCUGGAGCCGUCUGGGCCUGGCAGUGGGGCAGGGGUGGUGGUGAGGGGGCUGAAUGAGGGGGUGAAUGAGGUGAUGUACGUCAUGCAGGGGGCAUUACGCCGACAGGUGGUGGAGAGGGACCAGAGGGAGCUGUUCAACAAUGUGGUGUGGUGCAUCAUGGGACAGCGAGGAGAUUGGGAGAGGUUCCCUAAAGAGGCCAAUCAGAAGCUGGAGAAGGGUGUCACUGGAGGGGUGAUGGAUGCUCAUGGAUGCUGUUGGAAUGUAGAUCUCCGGAGGAAGCAGGCGACUGCUGUGGGUUCAGGUUAUGUGACCCUAGUCAAGCGACUACAAAACCUGCCAGAUUUUAAAGUCCCUCUGUACUGGGAUAGUCUGGUUCCCACUGAGGCCCUACAGGUGAUCCCACUCAUCCCCCUCUGUGCCGAGUUUGAGCGUGUGAAGGCAGAUUUCAGGACCUGCAUGAGAACAAUACUCAAGAUUGAGCGUGUGCAGAACGUGCACCUGCGUCGGGCGUUUGAGGUUCAGCGGCAGCAGCUGGAGGAUAAGAACGGUGCACCUGUAGGGGCCGGGGAGAAGAUGCUCUACCACGGCACCACAACCCAGGCCUGCCAGUCCAUCAUGAAGACCGGCUUCAACCGUGGCUUUGCAGGCCAGAAUGCCACUGUAUAUGGUCUAGGAACCUACUUUGCUGUGAGUGCAAGCUACUCAGCCAACCCCUUGUGCUCCCGGCCAGAAGCAGACGGCACUCAGUGUAUGUUUGUCGCUCGAGUUCUGGCAGGUUUCUACACGUUGGGUAAGAGCCUCAUGAGGGUUCCCCCACCUGUCUCUCCUCAACAGCCUGACAUCCGCUUCGACAGCCUUGUGGAUAACCAGCAGAACCCCAGCAUGUUUGUGGUGUUCCACGACAGCCAAGCCUACCCAGACUAUCUCAUCACAUUCAAAUGAGUGUGGAACACAUAUUGUACAUGUCCCUCCCUUCACACUAAAUUUGAAUGACACUGUUUUUUUUUUGUUUGUUUUUUUUAAUU